UGGCGUUUGUCUUUCUCCAACUCCCUUACGCUAAUGCCUUUCUUCUUUGCUUGACUUUCGGUUUUCCGUUACCAAAAUGUCCUCCCAAUGCGACGUCGUUGUCACUUCCACUUCCCCUCAUUUACACACCAAAAAAAUAAGGCCAAAUUGAAUAUUUUAAAUUCAAAGCAAGUCUCUUCGUAUGUAUUAUUUCUCGUUCAUCGCUGCAGAAAAAAAGAUAAUUUGUGUUGUUGAUCGCGAAUGCGAACCUUAUUCACGCCGAGACCAUGACUAAUCAAAAUGCUGACGCUUCCAAGGUACAAGUGGGUAGCCAGCCACCUGCACCACCUUGGGCGAAUGACCAAGCACAGUUGCAUUCUGGGAAUAAGGUUUACAAGAGUGGCCCUCUAUUUUUGUCAUCAAAAGGAAUUGGUUGGACAUCAUGGAAGAAGAGGUGGUUCACUCUAACAGAAAACUCGUUGGUCUUUUAUAGAAGUGAUCCAAAUGCUGCUCCGCAAAAGGGAGGCGAAGUGAAUUUAACCCUUGGAGGUAUUGAUCUCAACAGUUCAGGCAGCGUUGUUGUCAAAGAAGAUAAAAAGCUGUUGACUAUGCUCUUUCCUGAUGGCCGUGAUGGACGAUCUGUCACACUUAAGGCUGAAACACUAGAGGAUUUGCUUGAGUGGAAAGCAGCACUUGAGGAGGCUUUGGCAAGUGCACCAAGUGCUGAUCCUGUAACUACCCAAAUUGGAGUAUCUAGGAAUGAUCAGGGCAAUGCAGUUGACCAUUCAUCAGAGCAGUCAAAUGAUAGAGAGCCUGUGAAGUCUUUGGUCCUUGGUCAGCCAGUUUUACUUGCUUUGGAAGAUAUUGAUGGAACCCCAUCAUUCUUGGAGAAGGCCCUUAGGUUCAUAGAAGAGCAUGGAGUGAGAGUUGAAGGUAUCUUGCGGCAAGCAGCAGAUGUUGAAAAUGUCGAACGUCGGAUACGGGAAUAUGAACAGGGGAAAAGUGAGUUUUCUCCGGAUGAUGAUGCACAUGUUAUUGCUGAUUGUGUCAAGUACAUUCUGCGGGAGUUACCGUCAUCUCCAGUUCCUGCAUCUUGCUGCAAUGCCCUCCUGGAAGCAUUUCGAACUGAGCGUGUCAAUAGAGUCAAUAGCAUGCGGUCAGCCAUAUGUGAGACGUUUCCAGAGCCAAAUCGUCGCUUGCUGCAGAGGUUCUUAUUACAUCUUAUCGAUUUUAUCUGAC
This is a messenger RNA of Nicotiana tabacum (common tobacco), 1218 nucleotides long. The record is from RefSeq and is a predicted model, not a curated record. Lineage: Eukaryota; Viridiplantae; Streptophyta; Magnoliopsida; Solanales; Solanaceae.